This is a messenger RNA of Solanum dulcamara, 1125 nucleotides long. Its product is annotated as zinc finger protein WIP6-like. Gene Ontology annotation, biological process: anatomical structure development; regulation of gene expression. Lineage: Eukaryota; Viridiplantae; Streptophyta; Magnoliopsida; Solanales; Solanaceae. The record is from RefSeq and is a predicted model, not a curated record. Gene Ontology annotation, molecular function: DNA-binding transcription factor activity. Gene Ontology annotation, cellular component: nucleus. The coding region runs from base 1 to 891 and encodes 296 amino acids. The transcript is spliced from 2 exons.
AUGCAAAGUAGUCAUAAUUCUAUCACAUACUUAUCUAAUUCUAGUGAAUUAGUUGAAGAUGAACUUUCUACUGUCCUCUCUCUUGGUCCUCCUGGCCAAAUAAAUCUACAAAAAAAUAGUACUACAAAUUUUCAUGACUAUUUUUCUUCUUCUUCUUGUUCUAGUUUCCAAUUUCAAAGCUAUAAUAAUCAAGAAAGUGUCACUGUGGCUCUUCAUAUUGAUCCAUCAAGUACAAUAAGUUCAAACAACAGCAACCACCACAUUAGUAAAAACAAAGGGGAUCACAAUAAUAAUAUUAAUGUUUCACUAGCAAAUGGACAAUAUUGGAUUCCAACUCCUGCCCAAAUUCUUGUUGGACCUACUCAAUUCUCUUGUGCUGUUUGCAACAAAACUUUCAACAGAUUUAACAACAUGCAGAUGCAUAUGUGGGGGCAUGGAUCACAAUAUAGAAAGGGACCAGAUUCACUAAAAGGGACAAGACAAGCUUCAUCAAUGUUAAGGUUGCCUUGUUAUUGUUGUGCUGAAGGUUGUAAGAACAACAUAGACCAUCCAAGAUCAAAGCCAUUGAAAGAUUUUAGAACUCUCCAAACACAUUAUAAAAGAAAGCAUGGGGCAAAACCAUUUAAUUGUAGAAAAUGUGGGAAGAAUUUUGCUGUAAGAGGAGAUUGGAGGACUCAUGAGAAAAAUUGUGGGAAACUUUGGUUUUGUAUUUGUGGUUCUGAUUUUAAGCACAAGAGAUCACUCAAAGAUCAUGUUAAAGCUUUUGGUGAUGGACAUGCACCACAUAGUGAGAAUUCUUAUUAUUAUGUUGAAGGAGAUGAGGACGAGGAAGAAGAAGAUGAUGACGAUGAUGAUGAUGAAGAACAUGGAAAUGGAACUUUAGAAAUAUAAAAGGGUUUGCAGUUCAGUGUAUGAAGUAUCUCACGUUCAUGCAGAGUUAGAGAUAAUGUCGCAUCCCAAAGAGAAUGUAAUGUAGACUACUAUAAUGAGAGUAACUUUUGGUUUUCCUUUGUGAUGAGAGGGGGGAAAAUGGGAUUUGACUAGGGAUUAUUUGGCUUCUUUAUUGCAUGUAUGUUUUUGUGUGCAUAUAUUUCCUAGGGGGCAAAGAGAUGAAGAAGACAAAGA